Molecule: messenger RNA, 1692 nt
Organism: Leishmania major strain Friedlin
Lineage: Eukaryota; Euglenozoa; Kinetoplastea; Trypanosomatida; Trypanosomatidae
Exons: 1
Coding region: 1-1692 (563 amino acids)
Source: RefSeq, a predicted model, not a curated record
AUGAGCAGCAGCAAGGACGCCCUCUCCCUGCUCAACCGUGUCGAGGCACCCGCAGGUAUGAUGCAGCCGCACAGCCAGACGAGGGCGUUCUACUGCUGCGACGACGAGGAUAAGGAAGGGACGGACGAGCUGCUCGGCGAGCUUCUCUUCGGCGCCGAUGGAAGACGGGGUACUGAUCUGUCUUCCACGCGUUGCCCUCCUCCUGCGGCGCCACCUGCCUCACUGGACAUUGCCGCACCUGCGUCUGCUGCUGCCACGGGAUCUGGUGCCGAGCUGCCACGCCUGCGCUACAGUCGCCCGCCGCCGCACCUUACGCAGACAACCUUGGAUCUCGGCCACGCGGAGCCGACGAUGGCCACGCGUUGCCUGCUUUGCCGCAUGUUGUACAGUCCCGAGAACGACGAGGAUGCCGCGCUGCACCGGCGCUUCUGCCGAGGAGGGCGGCUUCGUCGCCGCGACCGGGGCCCAUACGAUGCGCCGUCAUCCUUCACGGGUGCCUGCCGCUCGCGACGCGCUCGGACGGAAACCGCAGCGAGUCCGUUGGCGUCCCUGUCAAGCCCGGCAGCGGUGGCAGUGCACAUGCUGGAGGAGCUGAAUGGUGCAGGCUUGGGACACUCACCCAGCCCUUUGGUAGCGAACACCACAGCGACGGUACGACGAGGUGGUCCGCGCCGUCGCGAGAGUGGGGCUCGCGGGGUUGCCAAGGCAACCUAUACGGCGACCGACACGCUGAAUACGGCGGCAGAUGCCACAGUCUCUUUGUGCACGUGUGUCCUCCGCCCUCGCUCGUCGUCGUCCUCGUCGCCCCACCUCUCCUCACCGCUGGCGGUGUUUCGCAUCUCUCUCAACGCGUGUGGUGUGGCGGACAGCAAAGGAGGCUGCACGGCGCUCAGGCUAUUGGAGCUGCUAGACUUCACCCCAGUUGUACUGCGCGCCGCCGCCGAGCGUGAUGUUGCCCCGCAGACGGCAUCAUCGUCCGUCUUGUGCGGAAACGUCCCUGUUGUGCCGUCGGUGAGGGACAGCGCCGCGUCGACUGUUCAUGUGGUGUGCGUGGUAGACACCGUGCUGCGGCUGCUGCUGUGCGCCGUGGUUGGGGAGCCGCGGAGCCGGGAGCAAGAUCCAGAGCUGUGCGUGGAGCGGCGCGCUGACGGGGCAACGGUGUGCAGCACACGUCGGAACUUCACGCACGGCGACGUAGCGGGACUGUGGGUGCUCUCCCCUGCCGAGCUCAGCGCCGCGCAGACAGCGUGGGAGAAGAGCACCGCAGCACCGUUUGCAUCGACCCGUCAGGCGCUGGAGGUUUUUUUUGGUACGCGCGCAGGCGGUGGUGCUCCAUCCUCGGCGCAAUCACACGCCGCUCACGUCACUGAGAAGGCCCACGAGCGCUGUCAACAGGCUGCUGGGGUCGCACUACAUGCGCUGGCCCAAUACCUCGUGUACGGCAGCAGUCUGUGCCCUUCGCGGCAACUCUCCUAUUCACAGGCCGCCCUCGCAGCGGCGGAGCGCAUGGGCGCUGGCUUUAUGGAGCAGUGCUUGGCAGUCGCUUCCUCCUGCUACCUCGCCGGUGCCACGCCUACACCACGCGAAGACGUGGGAGAGCUGCAGCCGCUGUACAUACACGGCGACAGCGACGAUGGCGGCAGCGACAGUGAUGACGCCAACGAAGAUGCCAAGGGGGUCAUCGGUGAAUGA